AUGAGUGAACGUUGCGGUCCUUUUGCCUGGUGUUCCAUCUCUGACUUCCGAGUCUUGAACCAAGCUGAAAACCCACGAUCCGCCACGUCGACAUCAUCACAGUCACCAAGUCAGACGACGAUUGUUACUGAGACUAGUCAACAUGGUGAUGUUUCCAAGGGUAAGACCGUGGUUGUCAUAUCAUCAGUGACCUGCAUCACGGGCAUCAGCUCCCUUCUGGUUGGCGUGGUCACUGUCUGCAUUCCGGCUAUGGCUAGGGAUGUCAAUCUCCAGAGCAAUCUCCUCUUAUGGCCUGCCUCCGUCUACGCCCUGACUUGCGGAUGCACACUCCUGCUAUCAGGCGCCAUGGCCGACCUGUACGGUGCUCGAACACUCUACCUCAUGGGAUGUUUCUUGCAAUCAGUCGUCACCCUCGCCUGUGGGCUGGCGAACACGGGGAUCCAGCUCAUCUUGUUCCGUGCCUUUGCCGGAGUCGCCAUCUCAAUGUGUCUCCCCUCUGCCGUGAGUAUCAUCACGCACGCGUUCCCCACGGGUAAGAGAAGAAACCUUGACUUUGCGUCAAUGGGAGGAGGCCAACCCAUUGGGUUCUCCGUUGGUCUCAGCGUUGGCGGCGUCUUCACAGAUACGAUUGGUUGGAGAUGGGGAUUCCACAUUGCCGCAAUCAUCAACACAAUCAUCUUCCUAAUUGCGCUGAAGUGGUUGCCCAGCAUCGGAAAAAGAGAUCCGGUCACAUGGAACCGGUUCAGGACCGAAGUGGACUGA
Molecule: messenger RNA, 762 nt
Organism: Colletotrichum orchidophilum
Lineage: Eukaryota; Fungi; Ascomycota; Sordariomycetes; Glomerellales; Glomerellaceae
Exons: 3
Coding region: 1-762 (253 amino acids)
Biological process (GO): transmembrane transport
Cellular component (GO): membrane
Molecular function (GO): transmembrane transporter activity
Source: RefSeq, a predicted model, not a curated record